AUGGCCGACACUCUUUCUCUCGACGAGAUCCCGACCCUCACAUUGCUCUACAAGUUGAAGAAGAUUGUAGCCAGCGGCGAUGCAGUCCAGUCUCCAUACAAAGCCUCCACUGCCCUGAACGACAAGAUCAGUGUCAUACGGCAAGACAUCACGACCCUGGCCAUCGACGCCAUCGUCAACGCCGCGAAUACUUCCUUGCUAGGCGGCGGAGGCGUUGACGGCGCGAUCCAUCGCGCAGCUGGGCCCGACUUACUACACGAGUGCGAAACGCUGAACGGCUGCGAGACGGGCAGCGCCAAGAUCACAGACGGCUACGAGUUGCCUAGCAACAAGGUCAUCCACGCUGUUGGUCCGAUAUACUGGAAAGAGGGCGCAAAGCGCGCAGCAGAGCUCUUGUCAGGCUGCUACCGCACCAGCUUGGAGUUGGCAGUCACGAAUGGUUGCAAGAGCAUCGCCUUCUCAGCUCUGAGCACUGGCGUAUACGGCUAUCCAAGCGGUGAAGCUAGUAUUGUCGCGCUCGAGACAGUCCGCAAAUUUCUCGAGGAAGAGGGCAAGGCAGAUAAGCUCGAUCGCGUCAUCUUCUGCAACUUCCUCCAGAAGGACGAGGAUGCUUACUUCAAGAAUAUCCCUGACUUCUUCCCACCUGUCGUCUCCGAUUCCAAGGCUCAAGAAGAACAGUCUACCGAACCCUCUGAACUCGCAUCGCAGCUUCCCGACGCACCAACAGCCGACCCAAAAGACGCCGACGAUGCCCAGCAGCCGUCCCCGAAGAAGCAGAAGACUGCCAAUAUCGACGAUGACUUCGUGGUCGUGGAGAAAGAGGACAUCCAGGAGGACAUCCAGCAGGACAAGCCUAAGCCUGAGCUUUGA
Molecule: messenger RNA, 870 nt
Organism: Alternaria atra
Lineage: Eukaryota; Fungi; Ascomycota; Dothideomycetes; Pleosporales; Pleosporaceae
Exons: 2
Coding region: 1-870 (289 amino acids)
Source: RefSeq, a predicted model, not a curated record